This is a messenger RNA of Brachypodium distachyon (stiff brome), 787 nucleotides long. RefSeq names its product protein transport protein yos1. Gene Ontology annotation, biological process: endoplasmic reticulum to Golgi vesicle-mediated transport. The transcript has 2 exons. The coding region runs from base 305 to 541 and encodes 78 amino acids. NCBI's taxonomy places the organism in Eukaryota, Viridiplantae, Streptophyta, Magnoliopsida, Poales, Poaceae. Gene Ontology annotation, cellular component: endoplasmic reticulum membrane; Golgi membrane; COPII-coated ER to Golgi transport vesicle. The record is from RefSeq and is a predicted model, not a curated record.
UGUUCUCGGCUGUCAGAAGCGCGGAGUAGGUCAGGUCAGCCUCCUGUUCGCGAUCUCCCCCGCCGCCGUCGAGCCUUCCCAACGCUAGCUGCCGCCCCGUCGAUCCCCUCCCUCGCCACCGGGCGCCGCUGCCCAGCCCUCAGUCCACCACGCCCUCGGUCGUCCAGAUCCGCCGCCCCGUCUCCCUCGCCAACCUCCACGCGGGCCCCUGCCUCUCCCCCAUUGCUACAUCAACCGCCCGGAGCGCGUCCCUCGCCGGCCUCCACCUUCCCUCUGCUAUCUCAAUCACCGGCAGCGAGAAGAGAUGGGCUUGUGGUUGCUGCUGGAGGGUUUCUUGCUGCUUGCAAAUGCACUGGCGAUACUGAAUGAAGACCGCUUUCUUGGUCCAAGGGGAUGGAGCAUGUCGGAAGUUUCAGGGAAUGGACAAACAAAGUCGUUGAAGGGCCAGAUCGUGGGGCUCAUCUACGCCACUCAGUUUUUGCGUGUGCCCCUGAUUGCACUCAAUGUACUUAUCAUUGUUGUUAAACUGGUGUCGGGCUGAGGCCCUCUGCCAUAUCUCUAGUGUUGAGGGGGGUUGAUUUCAACUUAAUCUGCCAUAUCUCUAGUGUUGAGGGGGUUGAUUUCAACUUAAAAUUCCAGCAUCAUGUAAAGGCUACUCAUGUUUAAAAGUUGCUGGAAUGAUAUGUUCACGUUGACUCGAAUGUGGCCUGUCGGUACUGUUGAUGUAAAUUAACUCUUGCGAUUAUUUUGUCAAAGCCAUACUGUGAAUGGUCUCUUUUUUUUCUCU